Molecule: messenger RNA, 2748 nt
Organism: Rhincodon typus (whale shark)
Lineage: Eukaryota; Metazoa; Chordata; Chondrichthyes; Orectolobiformes; Rhincodontidae
Product: calponin-1-like
Exons: 7
Coding region: 149-1114 (321 amino acids)
Biological process (GO): actomyosin structure organization
Molecular function (GO): actin binding
Source: RefSeq, a predicted model, not a curated record
GGAAAUUUUAUGGGACUCCCAGAACUAUCGAGAGAGAGAGAGACAGCAAGCAAGCAAGCAAGCAAGCAAGCACGCACGCAGGCACGCAUGCAAGCAAGUACAGGUGCUGGUGCAUGGGGAUUGUAAACUUGCAACAGGCAGCUCAGAGAUGUCAGUCCAUUUCAACAAGGGACCAGCAUAUGGUCUUUCAGCAGAGGUGAAUCGCAAGAUUGCCCAGAAAUAUGACCCACAGAAAGAUGAGGCUAUUCGGAGGUGGAUUGAAGAUGUUACCGGAGCAACUCUUACAGAAAACCUAAUGGAAGAACUGAAAAAUGGAGUCAUACUGUGCCAGCUGAUUAAUAAACUGCAACCUGGUUCAGUGAAAAAAAUUAGUGACUCACCUCAGAACUGGCAUCAGCUGGAGAACAUUGGGAACUUUAUCAAAGCAAUUACAAAAUAUGGGGUGAAACUUCAUGACAGCUUUGAAGCCAACGAUUUAUAUGAGGGUUGUAACUUAACCCAAGUUCAGACAACACUUAUGGCCCUGGCUAGCAUGGCAAAAACAAAAGGCUAUCAUACAAGAUCGGACAUCGGUGUGAGAUAUGCAGAAAAGCAGCAACGAGCUUUUGAUAACGAGACACUGAAAGCAGGACAGAAUAUCAUUGGACUACAGAUGGGGACAAAUAAAUUUGCCAGCCAGCAGGGGAUGACAGCAUAUGGUACCAGAAGGCAUUUAUAUGACCCAAAAACUGGAGUGGAGAAACCACUUGACCAGACUACCAUCAGUCUCCAAAUGGGAACCAACAAGGGGGCAACCCAGGCUGGAAUGACUGCUCCAGGGACACGAAGACACAUCUUUGACAACAAACUUGGAACUGAAAAAUGUGAUUCCACCAUUGUGUCGCUGCAGAUGGGGACAAACCAAGGGGCUUCACAGAAAGGGAUGACUGUGUAUGGGUUAAGCCGGCAAGUAUAUGAUCCCAAGUACUGCUCCACUCCCAACUUCCCUAUCAACGAUGGGAACCAGCUAACCAGUGGCUCUGAAUGCAGUGAGAGUGACUACCCAGCAGAGUACAAGUACAUUCAGCAAACAGAUUCCAAUCGUCAUAAGCAAAUGUAUCAGAAUUUUGAAUGAAAGCAGAAUGGCACUGCUUAACAAAUUGGCUUAUACAAAUGUGCAUCGCAGCCUCACACGUCUCUCAGUUACAAGCCACUUAGCUACACAGAACGCUUUGUUGCUAGUGCAGUGACUGAAACCCAUGUUAGGCUCUGCUGGUUGAAUUAUAUUUGGACACCUGAAUAAUUUCUUUAAAACAGUGCUGGGUGGUCAAUCAACUCCAAAAGCAGUGAAAUAAGCCAGACUAAUGUAAUAAUUGGCAAAGUACCCUGAAUGUAUCCACCCAGAUCUAGUUUAAAACAGUCACCUCUCCCCCUACCCAGCUUGCAUAUUCAUUAUAACAUUUUAAAAAUAACAUUAAAAUAAAAAUUACAAGUUCAAUUUUAAUUUCUUUCCUACUCACCAAUUUGUCAGCACUGGUUCAUUGUUUACAAAUCUUUCUGUAAAUCGACUCAUUACAGUAAACUUGUAUACAAUGCAUAAAUUGGCUACCAUUGGAACCACCCUUUCUACGGUGACCCACGCAGGGACACACUGCACUGAUCUACCAAUCAUUCUUAGGUUGUUUUAUUAUGAGCUUAGCAAUGAUGUAUUGAGCAAAUUUAACAAUUCAGGCACUGAACGAGAUGGAUGUGCGUCACUGGGGCAAGGCUAAUUCUAUAACACUAACUUUGAAAACUGAUCCCACUAUUUUCAUUACUGCGAUGUUUGUGUGGUAGUAUUGAAACUGAAAUUUCAAAGUGUGAAGCAGUUUAACAUCCAACUCAGCACUGGUACAGAAACAGAGGAAAACCUGAGGUGAUAAGAAUGUUUUAACAGCAGUUAGGUUAGUUUUUAGAUUUUGUGUUCCUUUAAGUAUUGACAGUGUUUAAACACUAUGACCAGCAGUUAUCUAGUGACUUGUGUAAAUCUGCUCACAUCAGCACUUCUCAAAUUCAACAAACACCUCCCAAGUUGCAGGCACACAAUUAGACUCAGAACUCUAUCAGAACAUCACAGGGUCACACCAGAUCUCUGUACUUUGUUCACCUGGCUCACUAUGGUUUAUUCAGAAACAUUACAAAAACGUGUAGCAGUUUAAUAGUCAGACAAACAAGACAUGCUAUUUCAUUUCAAAGAACAACAGAAUGACAACCAACCUCAAAAUAAACUUGGCCACCAGGCAAGCCUCACAUAAGAGCUCAAUCAGCUAGUCACUGAUUACAUCAGGUCCAUUUGACUAAGCUUCAGCUGUUCUCAGCUUCCGUGCACAGGCUCAGUACCUAGUGGACCCAAUGUCCAUGUAUGGGCUCAGCAUACCAUACUUGUGUCAGUUCUCCAGUUUACAGUCUACACUAGGUAAUAUCACUGCAGAAACACAUCAAUGAUGGAAGACGUAGAUAGAAUGGAUUCAAGUAGGCUCAAAUGUAGUGACCAACUUCCACAAAUCACUUCAGUCAGUCUCAAAUUGAAUCAGGAAAUCUCCAGACAGCAUUAAUUCUUUGCCUGUGAUCUGGAUAUGUGAUUGUUAACAAUUCAGUAAGUGAUGUUAAACUACCCUAUGUGGCUAAUUAAAGGAUCUUUUACUGAAAAGAGUUUAAUGUGAAUUGUGUACUGCUGUCCUAAUACAGAGCACGAUGCCAUUGUUAGUUAAUAAAACCAGACUAAACCAA